Myxocyprinus asiaticus (Chinese sucker) is the source of this 1487-nucleotide messenger RNA. RefSeq names its product hepatic sodium/bile acid cotransporter-like. Bases 207 to 1190 code for a protein of 327 amino acids. Gene Ontology annotation, biological process: bile acid and bile salt transport. The record is from RefSeq and is a predicted model, not a curated record. The transcript is spliced from 5 exons. Gene Ontology annotation, cellular component: membrane. Lineage: Eukaryota; Metazoa; Chordata; Actinopteri; Cypriniformes; Catostomidae. Gene Ontology annotation, molecular function: bile acid:sodium symporter activity.
GAGAGCAUGAGACAAGUAGAAACAGAGAGAGCAUGAGAGAGAGAGAACAGCACUGUUCCCAACUUCAAAUAAAAAGCACCACAAACUCUUGUAUGCACAAAAUAAAGAAAUAACAAAACGAGUGAAAUGACCUUUUGGAGAAGGCAUUGAAAUUCAGACAGACAAGGGUUCGAGCCCAGGAGAAACCACAGUGUGACUAUAGAAUCAUGAACUUCACAGAAGUUCCUCACAGAUCCAGCUAUGGUUUUCUAAACUCCACGUCUGCAAACUUUACCAUCACAGCAGGGGUUCAAUGGAUUUCGCCAGUGAUGGACAAAAGCAUCAGUGUGAUAACUGUUCUAAUACUGUUCAUCACUAUGGUGUCCAUGGGCUGUACCAUGGAGAUAUCAAAGAUCAGAGCUCAUGUUCUCAGGCCAGAAGGUGUUGCUAUCGCAGUGCUGGCUCAGUACGGUAUCAUGCCACUGACUGCGUUCAGUCUGGCUAAGAUAUUUAAUCUGGGUCCCACUGAAGCGGUUACUGUUCUGCUUUGCGGAUGCUGCCCCGGCGGAAACCUGUCCAAUAUUAUUGCACUGGGUCUUCAAGGCGACAUGAAUCUAAGUAUUGUGAUGACCGCAUGCUCUACUGCCCUUGCUCUGGGCAUGAUGCCCCUACUUCUCUACGUGUACUCUCAGAAUUCUACCAGUCUGGGUACUGCCAUUCCUUACAUGGGCAUCAUUAUUGCCCUCAUUAUGACCCUGGUACCCUGUGCCAUUGGCAUAGCCAUCAACUACUGGAAGCCACAAUAUUCUCAAACAAUAAUUAAAGUUGGUCUGAGCCUCCUGCUUGUUGCUUCUUUGGUGAUUGGUGUGUUGUCUGGAAUCACAGUUGGGGCAACGGCGUGGAUCGUACUGUCUCCUCAACUCAUGACAGUGGCCGCACUCAUGCCGUUUAUAGGCUACCAGCUUGGUUAUCUUCUAGCAACAAUUUUCAGACAAAAUGGACAGUGCAGAAGGACAAUCGCUGCUGAGACCGGCUGUCAAAACAUUCAACUAUGCUCAACCAUUCUUAAAGUGACUUUUCCUCCAGAAAUUAUUGGACCACUCUACCUCUUCCCUUUGGUCUACAUUAUGUUUCAGUGUGGUGAAGCUUUCCUCUUCAUCAUCCUCUUCAGAUGUUACAAAACUUUCAGACUUUCAGAUUGGAUUUCCUGAUUGUCAUGGAUAUGAUAUACUUUUUUGUUUUCUGGUCAGUUCAGAACUAUCUACAACAGCUAAAUUACUAGAGCACUUCUCCAUCUGGUCCAGUUUUCAAUAUCACAAACUCUUUUGGUGCACAUGCAUAUGAUGUGGAAGGCCAGCAACUGUUCUGCUGUGGAAGUAAGUUGGCCAUAGAUAAAACAGAGCCAGGGCUGUUAGCACCAGUGCUAGUGAACUAAAAAUUCAUUAGCACAGAUUAAAAUGCAUUAGCACACAAAACAGUAUUUUCGAAAUUGUUUAUUGCUAUUUUUA